This is a messenger RNA of Tetrahymena thermophila SB210, 246 nucleotides long. RefSeq lists its product as hypothetical. Lineage: Eukaryota; Ciliophora; Oligohymenophorea; Hymenostomatida; Tetrahymenidae. The transcript is spliced from 2 exons. The record is from RefSeq and is a predicted model, not a curated record.
AUGUGUUUAUAUCCAUUAGGAUUAUUUAUAACUUGGUUUCCAAUAAUAUUCUCUAGAAUUUUAAGAUAUUAUGACAUAGAUUCUUAGUUUAUGGUAUAAGUAGGAUUCGUGAUGGAUAAUAUGAACGGUUUGCUCAAUGCUGUCUCUUUAAACGAAAAUGAAGAUGAUAGCCAAUUUUAAAGUAAGAAAUUAGAAGAAGAGGAUAUUGCAAGAACGGAUUCUAAAUUAAUUAUGAUUUCAUACUGA